AUGGCCACCUCCAUUCCUCCCUCUCCCAACGAAGAGAAAUCCGCCUUUGACCUCAACCUCCAGCACGGCCACAAGGACCUGGUCCAGGCCGUCGCCUUCAACACCUACGGCGACCGCUGCGCCACUGGGUCCGUCGAUGGCAAGAUUCGGGUCUUUAACCGCCACAAGGACGGUACCUGGCGCCUGUGCGACACGUGGACUGCCCACGGCGGUGAGAUUCUAGAGUUACAAUGGCUCCCAUCCACGGUCUACCCCAACCUCAUCGCCUCCCUCGGAAUCGAGGGUUGGUUCCGUCUCUGGGCUGAGGAUCCCUCCGCUGCCCCUGGCCGUCGCUUCUGCACUGGUCGCGCCGGCAAUGGCAAACCUGCCUUCGACACCCGAUCCAACAAGGCCCCAUACCGCUCUUUCUCCAUGAAACACAACGAGGAGACACGCCACACCUAUCUCGCCCUCCUUGCCACCGACGGCCGCCUGACCAUCUAUGAGAAUGACCAGCCUGAGAACUUGUCAGAGUACACUUCCAUUGACGAGUUCAGUGUCUCUCCCAAACCCAGUCGGGGAGAGGAGCUCGCAUUCCGCGUUCGCUUCGAUCCUAACCCUGAGCCAUGCUAUACAGCCCUGCGCGCCGGUGUCCCCACUGACUCCCUUGGCCUUGUUGUUGCUGCCAUGAACGCUGUCAAGGUCUACCGAUCGCGCGACAUUCUUGCUACUUCAAUGGGCGUCCAACAGGCUCAAAAGGAGUUUUACCUCGCUGUAGAGAUAACCGGCCAUCGCGGCCUGGUCCGAGACGUGGCUUGGGCACCUGGCAAUAUCAGGGGAUAUGAUGUCAUCGCAACUGCCUGCCAGGAUGGUUACGCCCGGGUAUUCCGGGUCGAAACGCCUUUCUCUGAAGACGAUGGCAAGUCGUGGUCUGCCGCCGACCUCCUGAAGUCUAACCUACACUCUACUUCUAAAGAUACUUUGAACGGCAGUGGCGCUCCUGCUGAAAAGUCACAACCUCAGACACCUCAGCUGUCAUCUCAACAACUUUACCAGCAGCAGCAACAACAGCACCCUCAUCAUCAGCAGCUCCAAUCUGGCCUCAGUGCCAGCCUUGCCAAAUCAGGCACUCCAGGGGACCGGCACUGGGCCGGCCAGCCUGGUCAGGUCAAACAUACGUUCCACGAGAUCUCACGGCUCGAUAAUCACCGGACACCCGUCUGGCGUGUCGGUUUCGACGAUGACGGUCAGAUCCUUGGCAGUACGGGCGACGACGGCCGCUUGCUCUGCUAUCGCCAGACACCAGACGGUGCCUGGGCUAAAAGCUCGGAGUUAGCCAUGAUCAAGGCACGCAUGGCGGCACCGUGA
Ilyonectria robusta is the source of this 1347-nucleotide messenger RNA. RefSeq names its product WD40-repeat-containing domain protein. Lineage: Eukaryota; Fungi; Ascomycota; Sordariomycetes; Hypocreales; Nectriaceae. Gene Ontology annotation, molecular function: protein binding; structural molecule activity. The record is from RefSeq and is a predicted model, not a curated record. Gene Ontology annotation, cellular component: nuclear pore outer ring; Seh1-associated complex. The transcript has 2 exons. Gene Ontology annotation, biological process: cellular response to amino acid starvation; positive regulation of TORC1 signaling. The coding region runs from base 1 to 1347 and encodes 448 amino acids.